Messenger RNA from Perkinsus marinus ATCC 50983, 858 nucleotides. Its product is annotated as protein sco1, putative. The record is from RefSeq and is a predicted model, not a curated record. Gene Ontology annotation, biological process: mitochondrial respiratory chain complex IV assembly. The transcript has 8 exons. Lineage: Eukaryota; Perkinsozoa; Perkinsida; Perkinsidae. The coding region runs from base 1 to 858 and encodes 285 amino acids.
AUGAUGAACCCUAAGACAGAUCCUGAGAGGUAUUGGAAAGAAGAGGAACUCAAGGCUAAGGCAGAAGGGAGACCUGUUCCUGAGAGGCCACCAUCAUCGAAUUUGAAGCCUCUACCGUCAAAUCAGUGGAAUUUCGACGACGCCGGUAUUAUCAAGGAAGAUGAUACCAACGUUAAUUUCACGUAUAAGAGUGCAGCGUUGUUCGUAUGCGUCGGGUCGUUGGUCCUAUUAAUGGUAGAAUUUGCGGACUAUCAGCGUAAACACGGCGUCGGGCGGUCCCUCGCAGAAGUCGAGGAAAUCGGCAAACCGAAGUUGGGAGGUCCGUGGACCCUCGUAGACUGCCGAAAUGGUAAACCGGUGGCAUCGGAGCAGUUGAGGGGGAAAUAUUAUCUCAUUUAUUUUGGCUUUACUUUUUGUCCGGACAUAUGCCCUCAAGAACUCGAGAAAGCCGGCAAGACGGUGGACAUCAUAGAAAAGGAAUUUGGAGCUGGCACGAUAGUGCCGAUUUUCGUGACUGUUGACCCUAGUAGAGACACAUGUGCACAGACCUCCCUUUAUCUGAGUGAGUUUGAUCCACGGACGAUCGGUCUUACGGGCACUCACGAACAAAUAAAAGACAUCACCAGGAAGUUCCGCGUGUAUUACAACCAGGGUAUUCGAACUGACUCCGAGGACUAUUUGGUUGAUCAUUCGAUCAUACACUAUCUGAUGGGCCCUAAUGGGAAAUUUAUUGACUUUUAUGGGAAAAACAUGACGGCUGAGGAAAUCGCGGGAAAAAUCGGGAAGGAGAUCUACAGGUAUCGAAAACGUCGUGAAGAACGACGGCAGAGUAGAGGAGUUGAAGAUAAUGAAAAAUAA